AUGAAGGUCCCGCUCGCUCUGCUCACCUGCCUGACGGCGGCGGCUCAGGCCCGUUUCGCCUUCCGGCCCACCCAGCCUCCUUUCAAGGCCGACGAUGUAGACGGACUUCUCUCCAAGCGCGCGCUCGGCAGCUUCGAGCAGCUCAUCGACCACAAUGACCCGGAACUGGGCACCUUUCAACAGCGGUUCUGGUGGAACAGCACUUUCUGGAAGGGACCUGGCUCUCCGAUUGUCCUCUUUACCCCUGGCGAAGAGGACGCCGAGGAAUACACCGGAUACCUGACGGACCGCGCUCUCACGGGCGCCAUUGCCAAGGAAAUUGGCGGCGCCGUUAUCAUGGUUGAGCACCGCAACUGGGGCACCUCCCUGCCGUACGCCCUCCAGGACACGAAGAACCUCCAGCAACACACCGUGGCAAACGCCGUCCAGGAUCUCGUCUACUUCGCUCGCAACGUCGAGCUGCCCUUCGACACCAACAGCAGCAGCAACGCUCCCCAGGCCCCGUGGGUGUACACCGGCGGCUCCUACUCGGGCUACUUGGCCGCCGCCAUCGCCAAGCUGGCCCCGGGAACGUUCUGGGCCUACCACGCCAGCAGCGCCCCCGUCGAGGCCAUCAACUACUACUGGUCCUACUUCCUCCCGAUCCAGGAGGGCAUGCCCAAGAACUGCAGCCGCGACUUCGAGCGCAUCAUCGAACACGUCGACACCGUCUUGAACAACGGCACAAAGGACGAGAUUUACGCCCUCAAGAAGAAGUUCCUCAUGCAGGACCUCCCCCACGACGAUGACUUUGCCUCCGCCUUGUCUUCGCCUCUGGGCUUGUGGCAAUCCAUCCAGCAGUACGACGGCUACUCGGAGUUCUACCAAAUGUGCGACACCGUCGAGGGCGUCGCCGGCAACGCCACAUCCGGCAACUCCACAGCCCCCGGCCCCGACGGUGUCGGCCUGCCCAAGGCCCUCGACAACCUGGCCGCAUGGUGGCGCGCCAAUAUGAUUAAGAAUGUUUGCGCGUCCUACAGAUAUAAAGAUUGGCAAGACCCCAUGAGCGUGGCCUGCUGGGACACGUACAACGCGUCGAGCCCCGGCUACACAGACUGGAGCGCUGCAAACGUCUUUGGCCGCACUUGGUACUGGAUGUUGUGCAACGAGCCCCUGUUCUACUGGCAGACUGGUGCUCCCGAGGACCGCCCGACCAUCGUCUCGCGCCUCACCACGCCCGAGUACUUCCAGCGCCAGUGUGGUCUCUUCUUCCCGAAGCAGGGAGAGUACACUUUCGCCGCCGACCUCGGCAAGACCGCAGACGACGUGAACAAGGUAACCGGCGGAUGGGAUUUCACCAACACCACUCGCCUGGUCUGGACGAACGGUGGAUUCGACCCCUGGCGCUCCGCCUCCGUGUCCAGCGAGCUCCGCCCCGGCGGUCCCCUCCAGUCGCGCCCCGGCGCGCCGGUGAACCUCAUCCCCGGCUCGCGCCACUGCAACGACCUGCUCACCGAGAACGCCGAGGUCAACGCGGACGUGAGGGCCGCCGUAACGGCCGAGGUCGCCCAGCUCAAGACCUGGGUCGCCGAGUUCUACAACGGCAAGGUGACGCAGAAGCGCCGUAUCGCGGCGACGUCUAGCUAG
Colletotrichum graminicola M1.001 is the source of this 1626-nucleotide messenger RNA. RefSeq names its product serine carboxypeptidase S28. Lineage: Eukaryota; Fungi; Ascomycota; Sordariomycetes; Glomerellales; Glomerellaceae. The coding region runs from base 1 to 1626 and encodes 541 amino acids. The transcript is spliced from 8 exons. Gene Ontology annotation, biological process: proteolysis. The record is from RefSeq and is a predicted model, not a curated record. Gene Ontology annotation, molecular function: serine-type exopeptidase activity; dipeptidyl-peptidase activity.